GAAAAUCCCUCAUUUUUGCCCCGGAGACAUCAAAUCCAUUCAAGUUUUGUAUUCCUCACCAUGAUGAAUACCACACAAACUGUAGGAACAGAUGGUUCCAAGGUUAAUGUAUAUAAGAAUUGGGAUAUCCCACGUAAAAUCCAGUGGAAAGCCACCAAACUUUCUCUCAAAGAGAGUCGGGUGGAAAGCAAAUCUUCAACCUCAUCUCAACCUUCAUCGGCCACAAAUAUCAACUGCAAUGAGGGAGGACCAAAACAAAAGUUCGCGUUUAUCAAUUCAUCAUCUUCUGGGACAAAAACAGAUGUUAAUGUACGAAAGUUCGUACGGAAGCAUGUGAGGAAUGAUUUCCUAAGCAAAACGGCUCGGAAAAGUAAAGGAGAUCCUAAAGUCCGUUCAAGAUCUAUAAAAUCUUUCGUGGAGCCCAACUCAGUCAUCACUGAUCAUCCCCAACACGAUGGUCUUAUUAUUGAGAAUCUCAUCGGGCUUCCGACUGCACUCAGCUUGUCUCCGUGGCCCAUUGAGAUGACAACAAGAACGCACCUCUUGCUGGGCAGAUACUUUACGCAUGCUAGUUCGAGAAUGUAUCCAUUGUCCAAAUAUCUUUCCUACAACCCUCUACGUUCAGAUGAAUGGUUUCGGUUUACAAUCAACGAUGCAACGAUGUUUCAUGCGAUAUUAUAUGCUGGCGCAAUAUAUCUCUCCUUGCUUCAAGGUGGGAAAGACUCGGAAGAUUCAGUGUAUCACCUCAGCAAGACCUUAGGAAAGGUGAAGGAAAAACUCCAGAAUGGGAAACCAGCAGACGAUAGCACUAUUGCUGCAUUGUCGUGUGUAGCUUUGGGAGAAGCAAAUACAGGCCAUUCGGAUUUAUGGCAUAUUCAUAUGCGUGGCAUACAACAAAUGAUAAACACACGAGGCACGAUGUCAUCUCUUCCUAUGAUUAUACAGACAAAACUUCGUCGGUCUGAUAUCACUGGUGCGAUUGAUUACGCUGCUGAACCAUAUCUUUACUACAAGCCACGAAAUCAUUCGGAAAUAUCAAUAUCUAAAAUUCUACCUGCACACAGGAUCCUCACCAUCAAUACUGACAUUGGAACUUCACUCGCUAAAUGCGGUAUUCAGUCAAAUCUCAUAGGAAUAAUGCAAUAUCUAGCUAUCUUCUACCAGUCCAUACAGUUCGCCUCAUCAUCCAAAACUCUUCUCGACCCAGGAGAUUUUCUUGAUGACAUUUACUGGAUUGAGUAUGAAUUGUUAUCCUUUCCCCGGUCCCUAGGAGGGGGCCAAGAGCCUAUUAUCGGCAAAGCGACUCGUAUCGGAGCUCUACUAUUCAUGAAGUCGAUACUGGAAGAAUACCCGCAUUCCGCUACUGGUUGUUCUAUCCUCUUACAACAAUUACAAGAAUCUCUGUCCACAAUUGAUACCGCGACAACCACAGAACAAAAAUGUCAAUGGCUGAUUUGGUUAUUUACUAUUGGCGCUGUUCAUUCAAAGCGGGAUCAUAUCACACGAACUUGGUUUGUGGAGAAGUUGGCGGGGGGUUUGCAUACGGAGUGCUUGAAAGAUUUACUAGUUGACGGGCAAGUACAUGCAGAGCUACAUGCAGAGAAGCUAGAAGACGGAGGAGAACUCCAAUUGUGGAGAUUAUUGGAGUUGAGACAAGUUAUUGGAAAGAGAGAUCUCUUCCUACUUUGGGAUGAUGUUGCUCGGUGGAGACGAGAAUCUUACGGUUUUGGGGAAGGGAAUUGGGCUUGAUGAUUUCUUGGGGCUGGGCUGGCUACUGACGGAUGGUACGCUACCGAGUUACCUCAGGAUACAUGCAUAUCUGCAAAGAUCACCACUACUCAUGUCUCUUUUCGAACAAAUCAAACCGACGCAAAUGAUGUCGUAUGACAGGGAAAAUAUGGAGAUAGUUCGGAAGGUAUUCACACCACACGAAUCAGCCCUGUCCACACUAAGAAGAUUCCAUGCCUUCCAAGAUCCUUCUAGAGCAUUACCCAAACGAGUCAAUUAAUAUAAUUCAGAUGUCUAGAGAAACCA
Messenger RNA from Botrytis cinerea B05.10, 2034 nucleotides. RefSeq lists its product as hypothetical. The record is from RefSeq and is a predicted model, not a curated record. NCBI's taxonomy places the organism in Eukaryota, Fungi, Ascomycota, Leotiomycetes, Helotiales, Sclerotiniaceae. Bases 61 to 1749 code for a protein of 562 amino acids. The transcript is spliced from 3 exons.